AUGUCAACAAACAACACACUGGAGCUUGAUGAUGCAAGUUCCAAUGUAAAGGAGGAAAGUUUACCGUCUACGGAAACCGUUCUGGACAAAAGUAAAAGCCUUUUUGGGAAUUCUGUUGUUCUGACUGAACCUGUACCGGGAUCAACUUCUGAAAACAAGGAGUUUGUCGAUGAUUCUUCACCAUUACUUCCGGAGAGACCAGUAUCACCGUUCUGUGGUGCUACCGAAGAACAUGAAUCAAUGGACCAGGGCGAGCCUCAGAACCUUGAAGAUAUAGAACAACCGAACGAUGAAUCUUUUGAGAAAAAAACAAUCAGCAUGGAUACGAGUGCAGCCGCCGGCGGUGUCCACGAACCGGACGCUUCUGAGUCUCCAGAAACCAAAAUGGAAGAGGAGGAUGUGAAUGGCGAUGAAGAUAAAGUCGACACAAACGAUGAAGCUCUUGCUGGCGAGGCUGUCGAAGAUAAGACUGAUGAGGAAAUUGAUGAAGAAGAAGAGGAAGAAGAAAUUCCCAAGAAAAAGGCUAAGAGAGCUGUAGUUGAUGACGAUGAAGACAAGUCUGAGGAACAAAGUUCGGAAGCCUCGGUAGCCGAUGAAGCUGAUGUAUCUGAUACGGAAAUAGCCAAAAAUUCAGUAUGCAAAGAAGAGCCAUCCGGCGCAACUCCAGAGGAGCCUUCAGAACAAAACGGUUCUCAUGUUGUAUCAACUCCAAACGGUUCUCCUUCACCGAUCGUUGACGAUGAUGCUGAAAAAGAACAACCAGAAAAUCAUUUGGAUGGCGAUGAUGAAAUUGUUGCUGAUGAAUCAACUGAAGAAGCUCCAACUACGGAAGUUGAGGAAGCUCAGGAAGCUCUAGAUGAAACCAACAAUGGAAAUAAUGAGCAUGAUAGCGGUGCCAAUACAACUGUUAACGAUGAAGGGCCAACUACACCUGCUCGUAGUAGUCGUUCCAGAAGGAAGUCAGAUGUCACUCCGAAUCCAGAUGCUUCGGCUACCAAGCGCAGUGGUAGGGGUCGCCAGUCACUUGCAAAAGGCAACGACGGAUCUUCGCAAGACACCGAAACGCCAGUACGUCGUGGACGAUCUGCAAAAACGGCGAAUUCUGCGGAACAGGAAAGUGAAGUCAGCGAAACGCCCAAAACGCCCGAAAGAUCGCGACGUUCAACAGGGAAGAACGAAGAUCCCGAACCUGUUGCAGAAGACAUUGUGGAUGGUGACCAACCAGAGGCAGCAACUCCAAAACGAGGAGGUCGUGGAAAACGUUCAAUGCCUUCUACGCAAACACCGCGCUCAACAAGAGGAAGAGGCAAAAAGGCAGACGUGGAUGAAGACGAAAAUAAUCAAUCCGCUAUUCCUAAUGACAAGGAAUCUGAAGACGGAUCAUCUACUCGGACUCCGAGAACGAGAAAGUCUACAUCGCGAGCAGCUGUGGAACAAGAAGCAGUUGAUGAGGCUGAAGUAGCAGAAACUGAGAGUUCCGAACCAACCACUUCUUCCCGUAGAUCCACGAGAGCGAAAGCGCCUGCUAAGGCGACUCCAGCAACACCAGCUACUAACAAACGAACUCCGGCUCGCGGACGAAAGAAAGAAGCGUCGAUAACGGAACAUAUGGAUGAAGAUGCUGCAGAAUCCACAGAAACCCCUUCUGCAAAAAGAGGAGGCAAGAGGAAGAUUGCACCAUCUUCGAGCUCGAAAAAAGAUGUCCAUGAUCCAUAUGACAUCGAUACUGAGAUGGAGCAUCAUCCAGAACCAUUGAAAAAUAUUCAGAUGGAGGUUCAAAGCUUUGGCUCUGUGAAGUAUGCAAAGACGGGUGAAUCAUCAUCAAAGUAUUCAAUGACCGAGAAAGCGGCUGAGUCCCGAGUUGCUGAUUUGCAGACUUCUCCCACUGAGAAAAAUAGAAGAUCGCUCGCCGAUAUGACCCCCGGAAAAGAAAAACAAAAAAGAGCAGCACCAGGAACAGGAGGGAGAAAGUCAAGAGCCAAGAAAGAGGAAACGCAGGUUAAUGAAAUUGGGAUGGAUGAAGCUCCAGAGUCGAACUCAAAUGAUACUGCAAACACGUCAAAUCGGUCCAGAAAAAGGAAGAGCGAUUUGUCAGAAUUACAACCUCCGUCUGCAAAGAGAGAUCAGCACGUUGAGGUGAAAGUAUUGGAUGAUGAGCAACAACUACUUGUAGACCACCCUCAAGAUGUAAACGAGCCGCAUGCACCAGGAGCCCGUGUUUACGCUAUUUUUCAAAAAACUUUCUACCCAGCCGUUAUACUUUCUGAGAGAGACGGUCUCGGGCGUUACAAACUUCAGUUCACCGCUGAUAAAGUUGUGAAAGACGUUCCGAACUCGGGAAUCAUUCCACUUCGUGCUUUGGUCGCUGGAAAAACCGCAUCUCUUGGUGAUGACGAGGUUCGCUUAGACUCUGGUCCAAACGAUAUCAGCGCAGAGGAAUGGUCAAAAGGAAUAUUGAAAAUCACAGUCCUCGAUUCUGAAGGGGAACCAACAGAAGUUCGCAAAGAUGUUGAUUGGAAGGAGGUAUCGUUUGAUCAAAGCGAAUGGCGAGAUUACGUUAAAAAUUUGGAACAAAAUGCGACCGCCAUCAUGAAGUCCAACAUCACAACCAUAUCGGAGGCGACUCGUCGCAAAUCAACUUUCGUAUCCCAACUCAGCAAACCAAGAAGCCGUAAGAAGAAGGAUGAUGAAGUUGCAUCGUCGAGAGGUGCAUCUGAAAGUCCUAUUGAUGAAGACGAAACACUACCGAUGAAACCAGAGGCGAUCGGGAAAAAUAUCUUCGCUGGAAAAGUGUUCAUGCUCACCUCUGCUAAUCGUUCAGAACAGGGUAAAAACGUUCCACCUAUGUUGAGGAAAAAAAACCUUAUGGCUUUCAUUGCCAAUAAUGGAGGAAUAGUCACAGAAAAACUGAAUAACUUCCAGGAGAACGAUGGAAGCCACGAACAGCUUCUCAUUUCUGAUACAUAUUAUCGAACUCAUAAAUAUCUGGCAGCGUUGGCCCGAGGAACCCCGUGUGUUAGUACUACAUGGUUGCAAGCUUGUGCUGAAAAAGGAGAGUGUCUUGACUAUACAGACUAUGUCCUUCCUGCGGGUGCGUCAAUCUUCGAUGAUUGUCGUGAUAUGCCAGCUCCUAAAAAUCCUUCGGAACUGCUCAAAGGAAUCACUAUCUAUGUACACUCGACUCAUUCUGUACGUGAAGUCACUCAAGCCGGACUUGGCGGGACAUUCGUUGAAAUCUGGAAACCUAUUCUCGAGUUGCUCGGAGCUACGGUCGUGGACGCCGAUUGGCAAACUCUUCGCGAGUCUAAGUUGAUGUUUGAUGUGGCUCUGGUCGAUGGAACGUUCCGAGAGGAAGUCAUGGAAUACGCAUCAGAAAUUAAUGCUAAACGUGUCACUUCGGAAUGGGUCAUUCAAACCAUAAUCCUGAGUCGUGCUCCUGAUGCGGCUGGUCAUCCGAAGUUUGAUCCGUACCGUUUGCAUCAUCGUACCCGUCACUAA
Messenger RNA from Caenorhabditis briggsae, 3498 nucleotides. RefSeq names its product Protein CBR-HSR-9 (gene Cbr-hsr-9). Gene Ontology annotation, cellular component: nucleus. Lineage: Eukaryota; Metazoa; Nematoda; Chromadorea; Rhabditida; Rhabditidae. Gene Ontology annotation, molecular function: histone binding. The coding region runs from base 1 to 3498 and encodes 1165 amino acids. The record is from RefSeq and is a predicted model, not a curated record. Gene Ontology annotation, biological process: DNA damage checkpoint signaling; positive regulation of transcription by RNA polymerase II. The transcript is spliced from 10 exons.